CCUAACUUCGGUGUAAUUGAAAUUGUGUGAUUGUAACACAGGUUACAGCGGUCAAUUUUUGAAAGCUCUGUAAGCUCUGUCAGACUCCCAGGACUUAACAAUUUAUAGCCAAAGAAUACCGGUAUAUAUUAUAAAUAAAUAUUUGACUUAUACAGAGAGAUGUCGCCAUGACGUCAUUUGCGUGUUUAUUUUAAUUAUAGUUAUAGUUGCAGUGAAUUAAUUUUUUUUUAGCGUUCGGGUUAGGUUCAGCAUUAUAUUCCCAGCCGAUAAAUGGUUCACUACCAGACCACUAGGACUAGUAGUAAUAGUAAUGAUUAUUUCCUGCCGAAUUUGAAUAACCAUUCAGUCCAUUCCUUAAAAAAAAAAUAGCACCAUAAGCCAUAAGUCUAAGUAUUAGUUGGCUAAUUAGUAAUUAUUAUAUUUUUAACUUCAAGUUAGGCCUACGCCUACUACUACUACUACUACUACUUCUAGCAGAAUUUAGAAUUGAUAGUAAAGCCCUACGCCUACACUAAGUGGGGCAUUAUUAGGCAUUAUUAGUAUAAGAUUAUAAGGGAUAUAGAGGCCUAAAUUGCUAUAUUAUAGAUUCCAAUGAGCCAUUGUUAGUAGGCCUACCAAAGCUAGGCCCAACUAGUUCUAGUAUCAGUGGUUGAGAGUGAAGUUUUAAAUCUAACUUUUAAGUUAAACGUUAAAUAAGGCAAAUUAAGGCAUUAAAACUAAACAUAAAACUAAAGACCCAGUUCAAGAAACUGACCCUGAUCAGGCCUGCUCUGUAAUUUUUAUUUAUUUUGAUGUCAAUUGGUGUUCUAAUUUGUCUUGCGAGAUAGGUGCUUUCAAACUUAAUAUUAUUUAAAUACAAUGAUUACUAUUGAUCAGCCCAGUCAGUAGUAAUUCUAGGAGGGGGCCUGCCUCAGGCAGUACUUUAAGGGAUAUUUAAACCAUUAAAUAAAUGAUGUGUUUGUUAGAGAGCACACUUUUGGUAGUCUAUUGCGUGUGAAAAUUUGUCAAAGUACAACGCUUGGUUCUGUGCCAGUGACAUAAUGUCAAGGCUAAGGUCAAGGAGGAAUGCUGUUGAUAAUACAAACACAGCUAAGUAGGCCAAACAAAAUUAAAUCCUUCAAUGUCUUGAAUUAGUUAAAUUUUGCAUCUGACCUAAAAGAUGACAACAUUAAUCAACUUAACUUAAUCCGACUUAUCCUGACAACUUAUUUUUUAAGUAUCUUCAGGAUCACUUAAUUAAUGCCUGAUUUGUAACUUGACUUAGUCUUAAUCUUUAUUAAUAGCAAUAUAACAUUACUCUCAAUAAUGAGUUUAUUGACUCUAAUUUUAUUUUUAGAGUUGAGAGUAGACGACGGCUGUAACAUGCAGAAAACAAAUAUAAUUAUGCUUCUUUUGCCCAUUCUACUGGUCAUCAUAAAAGAAUCUGGAGCUGAAAAAGAAAAGAAGUUGCAGAUAGGAAUAAAAAAACGUGUUGAUCCAGAGAAAUGUAAAAUCAAGUCUAGGAAAGGAGAUAUUUUACAUAUGCAUUAUACCGUAAGGAGUGUUAGGCCUAACUUAAUUUAAUGCUGAAUGCUAUUGGAAGAAAGAUCCAGUUCCUAAUAAUUUUGUAUUAUUUUUUCAUAUCCAAUAAAUUAUUAAAUUUGUCAACACCACAUUUGUCCCUGAAAUAAAUGUAGAAAUGUAUAAUGUCUGUACCUUUAGGGCAAGCUGGAAGAUGGGACUGAGUUUGAUAGUAGCCUCUCUCGCAAAGAACCUUUUGUUUUCACAUUAGGAACGGGACAAGUUAUCAAAGGAUGGGAUCAAGGUUUGCUAAAGUAAGUUAAUUUAAGUUUAUUUAUGACCGUUCUAUGUUGCAGUAACUUAAUUUUAAUAUUUUCAUUACCUUUAAAUAAUUAAUUCACAUGUCGUUUUUUAAAAUUACCCUGAAAAGGUGAACAAGUAGUUGUAUACCUUUUAAUUUUUUUUAUUCCAACAUAUACCAGUACACAGUUAGAAUUCAUUGAAAUUAUGUGUUUAAGUAAAGCUUUACAGGACAUUUAUAAAUAAUCAUCAAUGAACUUGAAUUUUAUGCAUAGUGAUUACAAUAAGAAUAGGAAGUAAAUGAUCAUAAGCAAAUAAUUUUGAUAACUUAAGAGAGUUUUCUUUUAAAAAAAACUGAUAUUGUAAAUUUUUUUUCCAUUAAGCAUGUGUGAAGAGGAGAAAAGAAAGCUUGUAAUUCCUGCUGAUAUGGGAUAUGGAGACAGGGGUGCACCACCAAAAAUACCAGGUGCAUUUUAAUUGUAGAUAACCAAUGUCUUGAAGAGAUAACACAUAUCUUAAAUUGUGAUGUUUUUUUAAUGCUUUUUGUUCAGGAUUUGUUCAAGGGCUUUAGCUUUAACAUGCCUUUGGUAAGAAGUGGAAAUAUUGUUUGUAACACCCACAUUAUGAAUUUUAUGAUAUAUGAACAUUAUUACCUGUAUGAAGAUAAACACGGAAUGUAGGAAUGCAGCAUGGAAAUUCUAGUUUUUCUUGACAAUCUUUACAUUUUUCUCUGUAGGAUGAGCAGUUUAUAUGAAUUUGACAUACCUACCUUUUUUUAGGCACCUAAAAUACCUAUCAUCUUUCGAAAAAAAUAAAAAUAGUUUCAUUUAUUUUAAAUAUUUUAUAUCCAUAAUAAUAAUAGUUAUUAAAUAGCAUAUACUUAAUUUUUUCAGGUGGUGCGACGCUGGUUUUUGAAGUGGAGUUGAUCAAAAUAGAAAGAAAAGAAGAACUGUGAUUUUAUAAAAAAUUUGUUUUGCGAUUUUUUUUUUUCUUUUUUUAGGAAAGAUUAUUUAAACCAUAUCUUUGUAUUACCGUACCUUAACACACACACAAUUGAUUCUUAACCACAAAAAGGGACCUAAAUCAAUAUCUGUAGAAAAAUCUUGGCAUCGUUUUAAUUAAAUUUUUGAAUUAAUCUCAAUCAUGUACCAGUAUGUAUUUGAGGAUACUUUGCUCAUUGAUGUUUUAAGUCAUACAUCACUUUUACUAAUAAUUUGAAUUAAUAUCUUCUUUGAAUAAAGGGAUCAAAAAAGAACCCAAGUUUUAAAAAUAAAUUUGAAAUGAAUGGGAUCAGCCUAGACAUUAAGAUUAUUUAUUUUAAUUCAAAUGUAUUCAUAAUAUUAUUUUUAACUCAUCAUCGACAUCAAUGUAACAUUAUUUAAUGAUUUUGAAAAGUGAUUAAUUUAUUCAGAGAAAAAAAAUUGCAAUAAUAAAAGAAACAAACCUUGUCAUCAGAAAAAAACUAUCAUGCAAUUCAUCUUCAUUAACUUGUUUGGACUGUGUAUACCACCACCAUUCCAUAAUUUUUGUUUCCUUCUCAUUUUAAGCGCUCAACCAAAAAAAAAGUGUCCAAGUGGCCUAAAAUGUUGCAAUAUAUAAAAACCACUUAUAAGAUGUAUGGCUUCAUUAAUUUUAUUUCAUACCUUGACAGUUUUUUAAAGCUUAUUUUAUAGUCUAUCAUAUUUUGUUCAAAUACAGUAUUAAAUAUGUGGUUUAGAUUUGCUUUCUUUAAAGUACUUCUUUAUUUAUCCCCACUUAUGACUUACAGUAUGUCAAGUAUUUUAGAAAUAUUAAAAAGCUGCCGAAUUGAAAGUGCACUUAUUGAUUCCACAAUGCAAUAUAUUAUACCAUGCAGAGUUGCAAUGACAAAAAAUUGUCAGUUUUUUUAAAAUUUUAAAAACUUUUGAUUGAGCAAAAUUUAAUAUCUUUGUAUGCAUAUGUAUGCUUUAAUAAUUAAAUAUUGCUAUGCUAAUAUUUCAGUGAUUAAUAUAAAAUUCAGUUGCUUCAUUUAAGAUCAUUUUGAUCAUUAUGUAAUAAAACUCAUUAAUAGCUUGAUAAUGAGUAAUAUUUACUCUAUUAAAACUUAAAACAGUUACAGUAAAUAUGUUAAAUAAAUUUUAUUGAGCAGGAAUGCUAAGUAAUUUUAUUAUAAUAGUUAUUUAAACUUUUAACAUGCAUUAUUUAGCCAAUACUAAAAGAAAAUUUAACUUACAAAAUAUAAUUUAUUUCUUCCAAAAAUGCACCACAAAAAAGGUCAAUGAAAUAAAUUUACUUUUCCCCAACUUGUUCAAGUCUAUUGUUUUAAAUUAAUUUAUAUAGAAAUCUAUAUUAUGUCUGUUCUUAUACAAUUAAAUUGAUUGUGUUAAUUCAACUUAUUCUUUUAGUUGAAUAUAAAUUAUGGAAAUGAAUUGUAUAUUGACUGCAGAGCAUAGAGGUGAAUAAUUUUGCUAUUCACAAUGGCUCAGCCCAAUUUAGUUUUAUAGUGCAAUGUUAGGCUUUCGGAUUUAUGUGAAUGGUUAAAAUUGCAUAUUUUCUGCAUAAGCUUCAAGAAAUAUUUUUAAAGAAAAGCAGAGCCAUAAAUUAGUAUGAAAUGUGAUUUUGUUAAAUGUCACACACUCAAGCCUUGACAUACAAUAACUUGAAUAAUGUACGAAGUCUUUUUUAAAACUUGAAUUUUAGGGCUAACUUAAAUGUCUCUUAAGGAUAACUUUUUAAUUUUUAGAAAUUUCUUAUAGCUUUUUCUGAACAAUUAAUGCACUUUUUAAAUAAUUUUAUUAUUCAAAUAAAUUAAUUUCUAUACAUUUAUUAUGAUAUAUCCCUUAAAAAAAAAAAAAAAAAUUGUAAAAAAAAAAUGUCCCAAAUAAAAAAUGCAGGCUGUCUUAAACAUAAA
Messenger RNA from Lymnaea stagnalis (great pond snail), 4690 nucleotides. The record is from the annotation of a GenBank genome assembly. NCBI's taxonomy places the organism in Eukaryota, Metazoa, Mollusca, Gastropoda, Lymnaeidae.